UCAUUUUAUGUCUACGCACUAUUUUCAGACUUGAAUCCUUGGAGAUGUUUUCAAACCACGCGCCUGCAUGACACAACAAGUAAUUCCAACUGGAGAAAGCAUGUUUCGAAACUGGACUCGCCUUGGAUUCUUGCCUUUUCUUUCCCUGCUUCUGGUGGCGAGUUUAGUGGGCAUCCAUUGCCAAGAUGUGUGUCAAGACGGCACGGGCCCCAACGGGAACGGGACACUGUGCGACUGCCAGCCCAUGACGCCCGGUGCCACCGUGCUCAACGUCGACUGCACCGGUAGAGCUUUGACUGAAAUCCCGGUAUUUCCAACCAACACCGGAGUUUUAGUUCUGACCAAUAACAACAUCCAGGUGAUCCAAGUGCGGGAUUUCAAGCGUCUGGAUACACUACAAAAAUUGCAACUUACAGGAAAUCCGCUUGUAUGCGACUGCGCCUUGACGGAUUUCAAAAGCUGGGUCAUUAACCUCCAGAGCGCGAGCUCGACAGCCCAGUUGGUGGAGGGCGCUGUUUGCGGUGACGCCACCCACGGCGGCACUAAUGUGGUCGAUGCAUUUUUCUGCUUUGACAAUCUUCUGUGUUACCAGUCGUGUACCAAUGUUGUUGACGGGAGUGCAUGCUCUUCACAAUUAUGCUUUCCCAGCAAUGGUAAUGCCUGCAAGAAUGACUUGAGCUACGCAGCCGAUGGGAGUGUCUUGAUGACGAAAUCCUGCGUGUUUAUUGCCGACUGUCGACAAGCAGCCUCGACGGUGAACGAGGCCGUGUGUCGACAGACGGACGGCGCCACCAUGCGGUGCGUCUACUGCUGCCAGGGGGACAAUUGCAACGAAGAACUCAACACAAUCAACGACACGUACGUGUUCCCAUUCCGGAGGCCGCUUGCAGCCACAACAGCAGCACCCACUCCAACAGAAACAAGUCACUUUACCACCGAUUUUCAACUGACAUCAUACUUAGCGAGUACACCGGAGAAACCAGCUACCACGUCUGAAACACAGACUACUAGUGGCCGAGGAGCUACGCAGACAUUAACCACAGAAAUGACUCGGACACCUCUACUUGAAACCAUCUCUUUACGGACAGACGGCACGGUGCAAUCAUCGUCAUCCUUCUCAACUAGUGAAUCGUCAUACCAAUCGUCCUCCCAAUCGUCCGUAUCCUUUCGAGAAACCGUCCCUACACGGACGGGCAGCACGGUUCAGACUUUACCUCCCUCCUCAACAAGCGAAUUGUCAUACACUGGUACGGGAUCCCAGACGGCUGAAACCUUCACAGAAAUCGCCCCUACACGGACAGACAGCCUGGUACAGACAUCAGAAUCCUUUUCAACCAGUGAAUCGUCAUACCAGAGUGCUGGAUUCCAGACGUCUGUAUCCUCUCAAGAAACCAUCCCUACAUCGGAAUCCAUUUCAACCAGUGAAUCGCCGUACACAGGUACUGGAUACCCGACAUCACCCUUUUCAGAAACCAAUCACAUGCCUACAUUUACGGACAGCAUGGUGCAAACAUCAAAUUCAUUCUCAACCACCGAAUCAUCACACACAGGUACUGGAUCCCAGACGACUGGAGCUUUCUCAAAGACGGUCCCUACACGGACAGACAGCAUGGUGCAGACUUCACAUUCCUCCUCCACAAGUCAAUCAUCAUACACAGGUACUGGAUCCCAGACAUCAGUUCCUUCUAUAAAAAGAGAAUCUUCUAACACACAGAGCAUGAUACAUACAUCAAAAAGACACAGGUCCCAAACCUCACAAUACAUUCACUUUGCCUUUUCAGACAGUGGAUCGCAGUCCACCGGCUACUUUUCCGCGAGCCAAACUCGACAGACGGACAGUGUACAAACCUCUAGAACACCCUACCGAGGAACCUCAGAGAGGCCUCAAGAAACCAAGGCAACCACAACACCUUCCCUGUCCACGACGCGUCCAACCACGGAGCGUGACGCGACGUCUCCUUGUGACCAGGUUCCUCCAAAUCGUUGGUGCCUGAUCGAGACAACGGAGGGCGAGUGGGGAUCCAUCACUUGGCCGGCGGUGAUCGCCAACCGGACUGCCGUGGUACCGUGCCCGUACAAGACCCUUGUGGACCCGGAGGCUUCUAGACGCGCUCGUAGAACCUGUUUGUGGGACGCCACCAGCAAGAAGGCAUUUUGGGGGAAGCCAGACAUGAGCGAAUGUCCCACUGCAUCGGGAGUCUUAGAGGAGCUCGCCAAGAUUGAAAUCACAGAGAGUAAUGCCCUGGCCGUUUCUAGUCAACUCACCAUUGUGACUUCAUACCCUGAGACACUGACAGCUGAUGACGUCACCAGCGCAGUGGACGCCCUCAAGAGACUGCUUGACGCCCUCAUCCGGUACCCGGAGAAAGGGCAGGAGAUCUUCAAGGAUGCCAUGGCAACGGCUGGGCAGAUGACGUCAGUGAAGUUCGAGGAGCUGGUGGAGGGUCAGAAGAUAAACCGAACAACGAGCCGGCUUUUGCAACUGAUCGACGACUUCGCCAUUCACGUCCCCUUCCUGAACGCCUCAAAGCUGACGUGGGAGUCACGUGCCAUUGACGUCAUCACUCUAGAUGUGGCCGAUCGACAUAUAAAUGACCUGCUUUUUGGCGGUUCAAUGGGAGUUGACGAUGUUAAGCCGUUCGUUGUCUUGAAUGGAAGUUCACCAGAAAACCUGACAGAUAUUGUGGGUUCUGUGAAACUGCCAUCAAGUCUUUUAAACAAACUGGGAGACCAGCUGAGCCGAACGCAGUUCCUAUUGUACCAAAGCACGACAUAUUUCAACGUGAUUACGUCAUCUGUGGCAAAACCGUAUGGCGAUCUGACACCGCCAACGGGAGGCGCCGUUACGGUGCUUAGCAGUGCCGUUAUAUCGGCAUCAGUUGGUAACCUGUCUAUUGCUGAUCUGCAAGAGCCGGUCCUGAUACGACUCCAGAAGUCUCAAACCGCAAACGCCACCAAUCCACAAUGUGUCUUUUGGGAUACAGAGGCGAACGAUAAGCAAGGUGGCUGGUCGGCAAAAGGCUGCGCAGUGAACUUCGAACUCUCGGACUCGACGACUGUUGUCUGCGAGUGCAACCACCUCACCAACUUCGCAAUGUUGAUGGAUGUCUAUAAUAUGGGCGAGCUGGAUCCAGUCCACUCGAAGAUUCUUGCCAUCAUUUCUUACAUUGGCUGCAGUCUUUCGAUCUUGGCGCUUACGUUGGCCAUAAUAACGUUGGGAUGUUGCAAAGAGGAUCCGAAGUACCGAGUCACAGGAAGCGGUUCACUCAACACCGGCAACAACGGCAAAGCUCGGGCCGACCGUCACACCGGCAUCCUCGUGCACCUGUCGGUGGGGCUGAUCCUAGCCGAUGCAUCCUUCUUGCUAAACACGGUGGCAGUGGAGCUGGAAUUCGGCCGGGACGCCUGCCUGGGCACAGCCGUAGCAACUCACUACAGUCUGCUGGCGGCUAUGGCCUGGAUGGCCCUGGAGGCCUUCAACAUGUACUUGGCACUGGUGCUGGUCUUUGAUAAGUACUACUCGCGGUUCAUGCUGAAGAUGUGCCUGUUCGGAUGGGGUGCUCCUCUUAUCGUCGUCGCCAUAACCUUCUCCAUAAAUUUCCCCAACAACUAUGGGCUGAUUAACGGCAUUUGCUGGCUCGCCCGGAUCCCAUUCCUGGCCUCAUUCCUUGCUCCAGUCUGCGCCGUCCUCUUAUUCAACAUGGUCGUCUUCGUGGCGGUCACGUGGCAGCUCUGCAAGAUGCGCCGGCGCAACAUCAGCCAAUCGCGGCGCAAAUUUGACCUCGCAGCCCAGUUCAAGGCGUCGGCCAGCAUCACUUUCUUGUUUGGAUUGACCUGGGCCUUCGCCCUGUUUGGGAUCGGGGAGGCCCGCCUGGCCUUCAGUUACCUCUUCGCCAUCUUCAACAGCGCCCAGGGGUUCAACAUCUUCGUGUUCCAGUGCCUCCUCAAACCUUCCAUCCGCAAACGGUGGUUGAAGUGGCUUCGGCAGGAACACGAGGAGAUUCACGGAUCAUCCAAGUCAUCAGGCGGCAAAGAUUCUAAGAACGUGGAGAUGUUUAAGGUCACUGGAUCGGCUCAGAGCAGUGGUCAGCCAACGGGGAGGCUAUAGUGAGGAUACCAACAAGGAUGCACAUGAAGCUGCUGAGAAAGUUUCCAUGGAGAAUUUCUAGAGAUGCUCUGAGAACAAACUUCAAAAAAGCUUAACAAUCGGGCAAUUUAAGAUUAAUCUGGUGACCACAAAAAGAAGGUGUUACUGAGGUUAAGCAAGGCUCGCGUGCAGGUGAUCAAUUCAUGAAGCUUUCAAGUAACUAACUGUUGCUAAACACAGACAGUAUUUGCUUAAACUAUAAGUCUAUAACUGGUUACCAGCUAAAAUGGCACGUUGCGCAAACUGCUUGUGGCUAGUUCCCUGGUGGUAUUUUCUAGGUACCCAAAGAUGGCGCACUACUGUCAAUGAAUGCAAAACAAAAUGCACUAUCCAUUAUUGAUCACUAGCGUUUGGGGCCAAGACUAGGGAUGUGCACAUAUUGAAGUGUGGCGCCACCGAGGUGUUGGCAACCAAUUGUGGUAGCCAGAUGUAGUCUACAGAACGUCAGCCUCGAACUUUGCACUUUAAUUCAUGAACCUCAAAACGUAAGCUAAAACGAAGCUGAGAACCUUAGUUUGAAUAUCGAUUAUUUUGCUUACGAUUGUGUACCUGCAAAUAUAUUUAUGUUUAAUAUCGCAGAUAGGCCUUGAAAAGGCAUUUAUCAAUCUGUAAAUAACAGUAUUCCGGUUCUU
Molecule: messenger RNA, 4779 nt
Organism: Patiria miniata (bat star)
Lineage: Eukaryota; Metazoa; Echinodermata; Asteroidea; Valvatida; Asterinidae
Product: adhesion G-protein coupled receptor G4-like
Exons: 21
Coding region: 68-4108 (1346 amino acids)
Biological process (GO): adenylate cyclase-activating G protein-coupled receptor signaling pathway; cell surface receptor signaling pathway
Cellular component (GO): membrane
Molecular function (GO): G protein-coupled receptor activity
Source: RefSeq, a predicted model, not a curated record